AUAUAUACUAAACACGUAGCCAUGGAGCUACAUUGGACUCAGGUUGUAAAAUAUGCAUUAUUCGCAUACGUUCUGCUGGGACUGAUCUCAACAAGUGAAGUUUCCGGCAAACGUUUGCAUGAAAAGAUUUACGAGUCAUUCUUUGGAGGCUCAUGUUUCCGUCGUCUCAACGGUACCCACCAAACUGGAUGUUCCUCUGCCGAAGCUGGCUCUGUUGGAGCAUUGCACUAUGUCGACGAUAAUAAUCAAUUAGAAUUCCUUUUGAACUCACCACCCGCUCCACCGUAUGCUGCCAUUUUAAAAUCCGAUUUCUUUACACGCCAAAAUAUGUUGCGUCUGAAAAAUGAAGGUGGACGCAACAUUACCGCUGUCAUUGUUUUAAAUGCCUUCAAUAACUAUACAGAGGAAACCAUAAGUUUCUCUCACGAAUUGACAUGCCCAAAUCAAUUUAGUGGUAUAUUGAAGCCGAACAGCCAGGAGACCGCCACUUGCUCCGCCUUACGUCCCGAAGAAACAUGGAAUCCUUGGGGCACUGGACUACUACAUGAAGAUUUCCCCUUUCCCAUUAUAAUUAUACCAGAUAAUGAGACCGUAGUUCGGCUUAUUGACUGCUACAAGAAAUUCAAUAGUUUCGAUUUUGAACAACAGCACUUGCGUAGCCUUUGUGCGGUGGAAAUUAAAAGUUUUAUGAGUGCUGCUGUUAGUACAGAAGUUUGUUGGCGUCGUUCGAAUUUUAUUAAUAAUUUGGCUCAAACUAGAUAUUGUGAUCCUUUGGAGGGUAAAAAUAUCUACGCGACCUUAUUUCCGCGAAAAAUUGUCGAUGUCCAGGAAGAAGAUGUAAAGCGUGCGGCUCAGAUAGAUCGUAAUGAAAAAUUCAUAAUGGUGACAACACGAAUGGAUACAACUGGCAUGUUUGAAGGUGUCUAUGGUGUUGGUGCAAUGGAUUCCUUAACCGGUUACACCAUACUCGUCAGUGUUGCUCAUACUCUGUCACGUUUGCUCAAGGAUAAACAACAAUUGAGGAAUCCCAAAUUAAAUAUUCUCUUUAUGAUAUUUAACGGUGAAUCGUAUGAUUAUAUUGGUUCGCAGCGUUUUGUCUACGAUUUGGAGAAUUUAUCGUUUCCCAAACCCUCAACCCACACAGCACCCAUUACUUUCGAUAAUAUUGAAUUUAUUUUGGAUUUGGGUACAUUCGAUGAAAUUACCAAUAUUAAGCUGCACACAAUAUUGGAAUUUCCACAGGCCAAAACGUUGCUAAUGAAGUUGCAGAAAUAUGGCAACACUCCCAAAUAUGAUUUCAAUAUAAAUUUCCAGAGUUUUGUGGGCUAUCAAAUGCCACCAACAUCGGCACAAUCGUUUUUAAGGAAAAACAUUUCAUUCCCUGCUGCAAUCUUGAAUGCACCCCCCAAAAAUCGUUUCUAUCAUUCGGUAUAUGAUGAUGGGGCAAAUUUGAAAUAUAAUUAUACCAAUUCAUCGCUGGAUUGGACAAAGUUAAUGGUGAACGGAGAUGCGGGGAAAUAUUUCCAUGCGGAAGAUGUACAAAUGAAAAUACGCAAUGUUUCAGCGGUGGUGGCAAUGUCUUUGUAUGAAAUGUUAACCGGGCAGGAAUACAGUGGUGAGGAGUUACCCAGCCCAAUAUUAAUCGAUGAGAUUUUGUAUUGUUUUAUAAAGUCGCAAAAUUGUCCGCUGUUCUUUGCUGCCUCAAAGCCGAAUAGUUUUUCGAAGUUGCCUUUGAUUGCACCAAAUCGCUAUAUAAGUGUAAAUCGAGAUAGCCAGGAGGCCACCAUAUGGACUUAUCGCAUAAUGGGUUAUUUGCUCUCACAAAAAAUACCCAAUGCCAGCCAGGAAAAUUGUACCCAAUUGCCAAAAUAUUGGUUUGCUGGCUAUAGCAAACAGGGAGAGUGUGGCCUGACCACACAAAACUUUUCAUUAGCCUUAAGUCCUGCAUUUAUCAUAGAAAAUUACAAUUGGAGUUCUGGUGAAUAUUCCACAUGGACUGAAUCAACAUGGAGCUCGUUGAGUUCACGACUAUUUUUGCGUCCGUCCCGUACCCAUGAAAUUGUUACACUAAGCACCGGCGUUUUGGUAUUUUUCAUUUCGUUCUGUCUGAUUUAUAUUAUCAGUACACGUUCAGAAGUACUAUUUGAAGAUCCUGGACCAAGUGCCAGCACCGAUGCGUUAAACCCACCAACAGCUUGUUAA
Messenger RNA from Musca vetustissima, 2202 nucleotides. RefSeq names its product nicastrin (gene Nct). The transcript is spliced from 7 exons. Gene Ontology annotation, cellular component: membrane. The record is from RefSeq and is a predicted model, not a curated record. The coding region runs from base 22 to 2202 and encodes 726 amino acids. NCBI's taxonomy places the organism in Eukaryota, Metazoa, Arthropoda, Insecta, Diptera, Muscidae. Gene Ontology annotation, biological process: Notch receptor processing; protein processing.